CGUCCUCUCGUCUUUAACUUCCAGUUUAAUCAAUAAAUCGCGACACUUAGUUUUGGCUGACUCGAGUCGUCUCAGUUAACUUUUCUUUCUUUCUUCCUUCUUUUGUCAGGACGGAGCAGAUGUCCAGCGGAGGGCACAACUCUCAUCUAGCAUUCGGCUAUAGGACGUUUGUUCCGGGGCGAAUGAACUGAAUCAUCGAUCUUCCUCCAGGAGACCGGACCGAUGAGCGGCCUGAAUCAGUUCCCGGCAGCACCGACCUGUGGUAAACCUCAGGUGUGUGACUGGUGUCCACCUCCGCCGCAGCAGUACCCGAAUCUGACCGGCUGGGGGCGAAACAACGCGACGCACACUCAGACCACCGCAGCUGUGAGUUCGUCCGUCCAUCCUCUCAUCCCUCUCCUCCUCUACAGUGACAGACAUUUCCCUCCGUCCUCCCCGUACACUCAGCCAAUCGGUGCAUCCGCUGCCAGACAGGCCGACGCCCACUCCAGGACGCAGCCCUGUUACCAUGGCACCAGUGCCGCAGGCAGCAGACAGGUAGUGAAGAAGCCUCUGAACGCCUUCAUGCUCUACAUGAAGGAGAUGAGACACCAAGUGCUGCAGGAGGGACCAGAGAGAGAGAGCGCCGCCAUCAACCGCAUCCUGGGACGUCGGGUGAGAGAGAGGGAGGUUACCCUGAUGAUGUCACCUGUCUUGGUUCGAAGACCUGGUCCCACGGUUGCCAAUUGUCUUAACAGAAAAAUGCCUCCAUCUCUAAGUCAUAACUCAAAUCAAACCUCAACACACAGACGUGAAACACACAUUUUUAGAUUCAGUGGGACUUUACACUUUCCAAGAAUAACAUUACCUCCUAUUUCCAUACAGAGAAACAUCAGUAAAUCUGCUUAGAAAUCAUUUUAAAACUUUCUCCUGCCUGAUAAUCUUCCUGUGUUUAAGUUGGACAGGUGUCUGAACGUCCACGGCUACGCUGACAACAGGAGCUGAUCACAGAGGAUUCAGCAGCUUUUAAUGGGACAGUUGGACUGAAUGUGAACAAAUACAGGCUUAAAAAACAAACAGGGCCCAGUUGUAACCCAGAUCAGAAACUUUGAGCAUGAUUAUCCCCCAAAUCAAAGGGGGGGGGGGGGGCAGUGAUUCAGGGCUUCGGAGAGAAUUAAAAAUGUUGGAAAAGAGACCUGAAUAGUGGAAAAUGUUUUAAUCUACUGGAGCAACAGUUUUAGAGGAUUGUUCAGCCUCGGCAGACGUCUGUGUCUCUUUCUUGUCCUUUCAUUUGAUUUUAACUCGUCUAAUCCCCAGUCUCUGUCUCCGUCUCCGUCUCCGUCAGUGGCACGCUCUGUCGCACUCUGAACAGUCCAAGUAUUACGAUCUGGCCCAGAAGGAGAGACUGCUCCACAUGCAGCUUUAUCCCGGAUGGUCUGCCAGA
Xiphias gladius (swordfish) is the source of this 1423-nucleotide messenger RNA. Its product is annotated as transcription factor 7-like. Gene Ontology annotation, cellular component: beta-catenin-TCF complex. NCBI's taxonomy places the organism in Eukaryota, Metazoa, Chordata, Actinopteri, Istiophoriformes, Xiphiidae. The transcript is spliced from 5 exons. Gene Ontology annotation, biological process: canonical Wnt signaling pathway; regulation of transcription by RNA polymerase II. The record is from RefSeq and is a predicted model, not a curated record. The coding region runs from base 223 to 888 and encodes 221 amino acids. Gene Ontology annotation, molecular function: RNA polymerase II cis-regulatory region sequence-specific DNA binding; DNA-binding transcription factor activity, RNA polymerase II-specific.